Messenger RNA from Xyrauchen texanus (razorback sucker), 4780 nucleotides. Its product is annotated as vesicle transport through interaction with t-SNAREs homolog 1A-like. The transcript has 8 exons. Gene Ontology annotation, biological process: vesicle fusion with Golgi apparatus; retrograde transport, endosome to Golgi; macroautophagy. NCBI's taxonomy places the organism in Eukaryota, Metazoa, Chordata, Actinopteri, Cypriniformes, Catostomidae. Gene Ontology annotation, molecular function: SNARE binding; SNAP receptor activity. Gene Ontology annotation, cellular component: late endosome membrane; endoplasmic reticulum membrane; ER to Golgi transport vesicle membrane. The record is from RefSeq and is a predicted model, not a curated record. The coding region runs from base 83 to 646 and encodes 187 amino acids.
GUCAAUUAAAAGCCAACGCAGGCAACAGUAUAGCGCAGCCCACUUUAUCCCUGUUAUAAUCUUUUAAAAUAAAAAUACAACUAUGUCUUCGGAUUUUGAAGCGUACGAACAGGAUUUCGGCACCCUCACGGCCGAGAUAACCAACAAAAUUGGAAGAAUACCCAAAUUAGCUGGUGAGGAGAAGACACAGCUGGUUCUAAAUGUCGACAAACAGCUUGAAGAAGUCAGAGAGUUGCUGGAGCAAAUGGAUCUGGAAGUUCGAGAGAUCCCUAUCCAGAGCAGAGGCAUGUACAACAGCCGUCUGAAGAGCUACAAGCAAGAGAUGGAGAAACUUGAGAAAGAUUUUAAAAGGUCACGUAUUGCCUACAGUGAUGAGGUGCGCAACGAGCUCCUGGGGGAAGAUGGCAGCUCCUCGGAGAGUCAGAGAGCACAUCUGUUGGACAACACAGAGAGGCUGGAAAGGUCAUCUCGGAGGCUGGAAGCUGGCUAUCAGAUAGCUGUGGAAACAGAGCAAGUAGGACAGGAGAUCCUCGCCAACCUGCACAGCGACCGUGAGAAAAUCCAGAUGUCCCGUGAUCGACUGAGAGAGACUGAUGCUAACCUGGGCAAGAGCUCUCGCAUCCUGACUGGCAUGCUGAGAAGGUAAGCGGAAGGAUCAUUCAGAAUCGUGUCCUGGUCUUCAUCCUGGGUGCCAUCAUCCUCCUCACCAUAGUCUUGGCCAUCUAUUUCAAUUUGCGAGGGCACUGAUCUCCACCGACUGGCCCUAUGUGUGCUUGCGUGAGUGUGUACGAGCGUGUGUGUAAGAUUAAUAGUGACAAAAGCGUUGGGCUAGAGUAAUUAGGACAAAUUGUUCACAUGAAUCAUUCCUGGUGGGCAGUGACAGGGGGCCUCUCCUCUCUGCUCCUGAGCGAGGCCAUGCCUACCCUCUCUCCCUUCAAAUUUAUACUACAUCUAUUAAUUUUAAAACCCUUGUAUGGUAUCUACACAUGACUGACCAACCUAUAGAGAAGCCCUGCAUGUACGUGUGGACAACAGGACCAUGAUGGAAGUAUGAGAACAACAGAUGGAUAAAGAUUAGGAAGAUGAAUGUUAAUGUAUGUCAUAACCUACUGUUUUACAGUAAAGUAGUUACAAUUCUGUCAUCAUUUACUCACCCUCAUAUUUUUCUAAACCAGUAUGAAUUACUUUCUUCCGUCAAACUUAAAAGGAGGGAUGUUGAAUAAUUUUCGGAUAUCCCCAAAAAUGGGGACUGAAGUAUGAUAAAAAAAAUGUUAGAUAGUUUUUGAGACUUUUAUUGCGCUUUUGCACCAUGUUUAAAUCCCUGUUCUUUGUAAUUGCGUGGAAAAACAUCUAGUAUAUUCUUCUAAAUUUCUCCUUUUGUCUGCCUUUGAGAAAAACAGUCAUACAGGUUUGGGUGAGUAAAUGAUGAAUUUAAUAAUUGGGUGAACUAUUCUUUUAUUAUUUAGUUUAAAUGUUUUUGUUUUUUUUGUUGGCUGCAAAGGGUUUAGGGGGCGUCAGAGCUGAAAGCUGAUGUAUACUAGUAAAAUACCAUCCUUCAGGUAUGUGUGUGAUGGAGACGUACACAAGGCAAGGCCCCUGGUGCAGUACCAUUUAGCACAUGGUGCAGAAUCACACACUACACACAGCCCAAAGGUCACACGCCCGUCUCUCAGUCCCCCUUUAUCCAGGAUUAGUAGCUACUCACGCUGUUCCUCUAAGGUCAGCGAAGACCUCGCAUGUGUUUAGUUAAACCAGCAGGACUGCUUUGAACAAGAAAACAUCCGUGUCCACUCUUACCUUUACUAAUCAAAUCUGACAGCAUGAUAUUAACUGAAGUCAAUUGUACUAAUAAGAAUUGUGUAAUGUAUUUAUUCGUCUUGUUUCAGAUGGUUGAUUGUAUUGUAUUUUUCGCUGUUUUUCUUUUUCAAUUUAUCUGAAAUUUAUUUUAGCAAUAGGUGUAUGACAUUAAAAUAAUUUCAUUUGUCUAUACUGUAAAAAUCAUCUGAGUGUGUUGUAAAUGUGUAUCAUUAUUCCUAAAGGGGGGACCAACUAGCAAGCAUCAGUAUGAAAAUAUUCAAAAUGUAGAGUUUGCUCCAGGCUUUCACCUGCUGUUUGGGUAUUAGCAUAUAAGAAAUCAGGGAAAGAUGACUAUGUACUUAUUGUACAGUUAAUUUCAGUUAGAGAGUGUGUUUGUGCGUGCGUGCGCGUGUGUGUGUGUGUGUGUGUGUGUGUUUUUUUCAUAAAUGUAUGUGUGCAUCUUUAUACACUUCGGCUCUGUUCCAAAACUUAGCUCCCUUGCAGCUUAAUUUUUACAUAGGCAACUGUCUUCGAAGGGGCCGUUCACACAAAAUGCAUUUUUUGCAUCCGUGCUGUUUUUAUAUGUAAACAUGCACUAGAUGGACAUCUUUGCCCAUUGUGCCAUGUAUCGCUGUUCAGUGUCUUAAAUUUAGCACUGCAUUUUUAUGACAUUUUGUCAUGUUAAAAUAACUUGUGCUUUUAAAAAUACAUCUCGAGACACUUGCAUUCUGUUCCAUUUGUUACAUCAAGCUUUUUUUAUAUCUUUUAUAUAAUUUAUUUUAUAAAUUAUAUCUGGAACUCCUCUUAAGCAACACCCUAACUGAAAGUGAUUCAUUUGGAAUGCUCUUUAUUAGCAUAUCUGUGCAUCAUAUAAAUAGCACUCCCAUCGGCCAGAGACUGACCACUUGUAUUAAAAUGAAAUUGGAACACCCAAUAUGGCGGGUGUAGAUAAGGAAGUCUCGCCUUACUGGUUAAAUAAUCAAGCACCUUUAAGAUACAGACAUCCCCUGUCAGUUAGCUCUAGAACACGCAUGUGCAUUAUCUGGAUCAUUCUGAAAAAAUAGCUUCUUUUUUUCUUCCUCUCCUUGAUCUGAGAUAAAGAAGCACACUUUAUGAUACCCUUUUAUUUGAUUGUAAUCUUGACCAACUGUUUUGGAGAUUUUGGUCUUUCCCCAUUCAAGUAGAUAUGAGCAGUACUUCUGUGCCGCUUGUUUACAUAAAAAAAUAGCUUCUCUGGGAAGUUUCCAAGAUGGCUGCUGAGUGGACUGUCUUGCCUUGAAAGAUACUUUGGCUUGUUAGCAUGUUGCUAAAGUUAAGAUAAAGCUGCAAAACUGUAAGACCCCAUUUACAUCUUGUAUCAAGAUGCGUCCCGGGUGAUCCGAUCUCGUGCUCAGGAGAAGCACGUCGCUUUUUACACCUGGUCACGCGGAAACGUCUCAAAAGGGGAGGUUAUCUGAUUUCAUACAUCAAUCAAUAUGUCAGUGUGUUACAGCAUGGUAUUAAACUGAAAAAAGGAAAAUGAGAAUAAAAUGGGCGUUCUGUUUCUCCAAAAUGUAGUUGAAAUUUUCUUAGCACAAAUCUUAGCACAAACUCAACAUUUCGAGCAGAAAUGCAAAAUUUACACCUCAAAUGCAAAAUGGUCAUAUGCGUUUUUCACUACCUCCAUAUGUGGCUUUUGUGAUCCGAUCACAAAAUGUUUUUACACCUGUUUUUAACGCUGACCACUUGUGAUCGGAUCACCUGAAACGUAUCUUAAUACCAGAUGGAAAUUGGGUCUAAAAAGUAUUAAAAAAAUAUUCCAUAUUUAAAAAAUAUUUUAUCAUUACAUUUUGAUAUUCACUUUGAUAUUAGAGGUUUCCUCCUCUGCAAAGGAUAUAUGCGAUGUUGUCUUAGAAUUUGGCCAAAAGUAGAUAUCUUACUUUUUACCCUUUGGAACAACCUUUGUGUAAGGACCAAACCAAUUACAUAAAAUUCUGCCUAUGUAGGCAGCUCAUUAGCUUUUGGAACAGAGCUUCCUUCUGCAAGUCUGCAGUGAUGAACACACGCCUGCCAUCUCUUUCUAUCACCCUACGCACAAUACCCCUGCCACUCGUGACGCAUAUACACACACACACACACACACACACACACACACAUACCGCGGCCGGAUGAGGUACCUGAUGGACUGGCGGACCAUCAGACAGACAGGCAGAAUGCAUUUGAUAUUCUGUUUCAGGCCGGGUGGAUUGUCUUAUUUUGGAAGCAGCCUGGUAGGGGGCUUUCUCUGACUCUGCUUCACUGCUACGGCUUCAAAGCACCAAAUUAAUAGUCAACAAAAUAGUGCGUCUCUGCAUAUCCCAUGUGGGCUCAACCUAUUGAGAGUUAUCAUUAAGUUGAGGAAGAAAGAGAAGGGACGAGGGGGGGCUGAAUCCUGCCAGUUUAACCAACCUCAUCAAAUAAUGACCUCUGUAAUUGGGUUUUGCAUCAAACAGCGUAUAGAAAGCAAGUGUGCACAUUUAAGUGUGAUAGUGAUGAGAUUUGUCCUUGUUUUGCUCAUGUGUGCGUGGGACGGCUUGAGCAAUGGCACAGCUCUACAUUGCUUUCCUGCACCUGCGCAUGUAUAUGUGAGACAUCAGUUGGCUGUUUGUGUAAUGACUUGGUUGUGUGUUAGUGUGUUUUGCUGGCUCAGUCUGUGUAUAUGUGUGUGUGUUAGCUGUAUCUCUCUCCCUCUCUCUGUCUCUCUCCCUCUACUCGGGCCUGUCAGAUCCUCUCAGCAGAGUGUGGCUGGUGGAAAAGCAGCGUGGCUGCGGUUCUAUUUGAAGUUGUAAUGGUGUCAAAAAGUCAGAGCUGACUGACAGCCGUCAGUCCCACUGGGGCUCAUUAAAUCAUAACAACUUGACAAGGAAAUAAUUGAGCGCUGACGAUAAGUUGGAGCCCUUUUAGAUGUUUUUAUUUUCUUUCAUUUUUAGUUGUGGCUAUUACGUUCAUUAAGAAAUUGCAUUAA